CUGCACCUUCCCCAUGAAGCUGUGGCUGCUGGUCAACAGCCCGUGCGUCGACUCGGUGCGCUGGGACGCCCGCGGCGAAGGGCUAUUCAUCGACCAGAGGCUCUUCGAGCAGGAGCUGCUGGGCGUGGGGCCCAGCGCCGCCGGGGAGGAGGAGCUCUUCAAAACCAAGAACUUCGGCAGCAUAGUCCGCCAGCUCAACCUGUACGGCUUCCACAAGCUGACGGUGAGUCCGGCCAGCAGCGUGGUCGGGCCCAGAAGGCCGCCCACGGCGGGGGGCGAUACCAGCUACGCUGAUGGGCCCCUGCACCACUUCUGGAACCCGCAUUUUCGCUUCGACCGCCCCGACCUCCUCGUAAAGAUCAGGAGACUGACCAAGGCCAACAAGGAGAAGCUGGACGCCGGCCUGGAGGUGACCAGCCGCCUGCCCGACGACUUGCAGUACAUUACUGGGAGGGGACUUGCUGCUGCUGUCGCCCAUGUCCCUCGGCGAGGUCGGAAGGACCGGACAUUUCCAGUGGCCGAGCUGAUGUAUGGUCAUGUGUUCUCCCUGGAAAAAAGAGACGUAAGUUGGAUGAGCAACAAGACAGAAAGACAAGGGAGGUCAGGAGGAGCUUGUCAGGCUUGCAAAGGAAGAAGCAGAGACAUAUCUGUACACCACACUAUAAAGGAGGAGAAGCAAAACUCACACCUGAACGUCUGUAACAGGCAAGGCUUCUUAGUUUAGACAAUUUACCAGCAGGGAUAAGAGCAACAUGAAGAAACAUCCUUAAGUGCCAGAGAAGCUGGUGUGUAUCCUACUUAUCAAUCAGUCUGUUGCUGACCUGUCUGCUGCAGGUCCAUUUGUCAUGGGCAGGCUUACUGCAGAGAACUGUGUUUGAAUGGUCUCAGUGACAUUUUGGCUCUACUUGAGGUCAGUGGCCAAAAUGCUACAAGGCUCAAAAAGGUGAAUUCUCACCUUCAACCUGUAAACCAUUUAUAAAUCAUUUAUUAAAUAUGACUCUUUAAAUUGUUGGACU
Molecule: messenger RNA, 1016 nt
Organism: Ficedula albicollis (Collared flycatcher)
Lineage: Eukaryota; Metazoa; Chordata; Aves; Passeriformes; Muscicapidae
Product: heat shock factor protein 5-like
Exons: 2
Coding region: 14-724 (236 amino acids)
Biological process (GO): regulation of DNA-templated transcription
Molecular function (GO): sequence-specific DNA binding; DNA-binding transcription factor activity
Source: RefSeq, a predicted model, not a curated record